Triticum turgidum subsp. durum (durum wheat) is the source of this 582-nucleotide messenger RNA. NCBI's taxonomy places the organism in Eukaryota, Viridiplantae, Streptophyta, Magnoliopsida, Poales, Poaceae. The record is from the annotation of a GenBank genome assembly.
AUGUCUGUCGAGCUGCUGACGAAAUUCCUCACGGUUCUGUUCGGGUAUGCCAUGCCGGCGUUGGAGUGCUUCAAGGCGGUCGAGCAGCGGACCGGGCGGACCGAUCAGCUCCGGUUUUGGUGCCAGUAUUGGAUCAUACUAGUCAUCCUGGUCAUAUUCGACGAAAUCGCAGGCGCCCUAAUAUCGAGGAUUCCGAUGUACUAUGAAGUCAAGCUCGCCUUCCUCGUCUACCUCUGGUACCCACAGACAAGGGGGUCUGACAUCGUGUACGAGAACUUCGUGCGGCCGCUGGUGAUGCAGUACGAGCCCAACAUCGAGGAGAGGCUGCGGUACCUGCGGGCCAACGCCGGCGACCUCAUCGUCUUCUACCUCAAGAACUUCACCGACAGGGGAUACGAGCUCUUCCUCCGGGUCCUUGACUUCGCUCAGUCGCAGGCGUCCAGUGGCUCAAGGACAAGGAGGUUCUUCUCGUUCCGAGGGGACCGGGCUGAGAGGCCGAGCUUCGUCGACGACGACUACGUCCACGGCAGCGAUCGGAGGAGCGCGGCCAGGCAGCGGCGACCCCGCGGUGCUGAUUACUAG